AAAACUGAGCUGGCCAAACAGGUGGCUCGCUACAUGCACAAGGACCUCAAAAAGGUAUGUGUUACAGUCACACACGUUCAUACAGCAGCACAGCUCAAAUCAGAUUGUAUCAGCAAUACUGAUCAUAUUAUGUGCAGUCCCAUGUGCGUGUGUGUUAUUACUGCUCAUUCAGUAACCAUGAGCCUUCUCUUCUCAGGGAUUCAUCCGCAUGGACAUGUCCGAAUUCCAGGAGAAGCACGAGGUAUGACAUCAUCAAUACCACUUUCCCAAAACCAGGAAGAUACUUCAUAUUCCCACAACCAGGAAUGUCCUUGGGCUGGGAUACUCUAUCUACUGUAGCUGAGGGCUUCCCAGUCGCUGUCAUGAACAGUUUAACCCUGUGUUGACUGAGCGACCUUGGGCUCUGUCUAACCUUUCAUCUCCCACAAUUCAAUUAAAAGAGAUGUGUCCAGGUUCCCACAGAAACACAGACAGAUGCAGCUUGUGGAGGAAGAAAAGGCCCCAAAACAUUGUUUUUGUAUCAGAGGAAGUAGUAAUCUGACAUCAUCUUCAGUUCAAUAGGUUCAUCUACCUGUUAUCAUAAUUCUCUCUCAAUCUCUCCCUUUUCAUCUCUCUCGCCAUCUCUCUCUCUCCUCUCGCCAUCUCUCUUUCCCUCUCUCUCCUCCUCUCUCUCCACCUCUCCCUCUCUCACAAUCUCUCUCCACCUCAAUCUCUCUCCACCUCGCUCCCCACCUCUCUCCCUCUCUCUCUGUCUCUCUCUAGGUGGCUAAGUUCAUAGGUUCUCCUCCAGGUUAUGUUGGUCAUGAAGAGGGAGGUCAGCUGACUAAACAGUUGAAGGCGUAUCCCAAUGCUGUGGUUCUGUUUGACGAGGUGGACAAGGCCCACCCAGACGUACUGACCAUCAUGCUACAACUGUUUGAUGAG
Messenger RNA from Coregonus sp. 'balchen', 924 nucleotides. The record is from the annotation of a GenBank genome assembly. NCBI's taxonomy places the organism in Eukaryota, Metazoa, Chordata, Actinopteri, Salmoniformes, Salmonidae.